Syngnathus acus (greater pipefish) is the source of this 1060-nucleotide messenger RNA. Its product is annotated as transmembrane and death domain protein 1-like. Bases 247 to 978 code for a protein of 243 amino acids. The record is from RefSeq and is a predicted model, not a curated record. NCBI's taxonomy places the organism in Eukaryota, Metazoa, Chordata, Actinopteri, Syngnathiformes, Syngnathidae. The transcript is spliced from 6 exons.
GUGCUUUGUUGUCGCUUGCAUGUGCAGUCACGAAGAAAAACUUUAACACGUUUGUAAGAGAAGCAGAAAAGGUAAGUAUUGCUUUUACAACAAGGAAGGAGCAAAAAAAUAACGUUUUGUCGUAAAUAUUCCUUUGAUUUGACUUCUUUUCUUAUCUAAGUUGACCUGCAGAGUCCUGCGCGUAUUUGCUUUGAAGUCAAAUUUGGAUGCACAGGAAGGCUUCAGCUGUCUGUUCUUUCAGCUGCCAUGCAAAUCUGGAAAUUUUGUUUCUUGGUUCUUUUUACCCAAAGUUUGAUACUUGCGGAGGAGGAGGAUGAUGUCACAGUGGCUGAAGAAAUCGGCGAGCAUCAAUUGACACGUCUGGCGGAGCUGCUGAUGCCUUAUGAGUGCAAGGAACUUCUGGAAGCACUUGCUGAAUCAAAGGAAAAAAUCAGUGCACAUAGCAAUAUUGUCAAGAGAGACACCUCUUCAUCUAAAGAGAGUGAGGCUGAAUGUCGGAAGAAGCUGAAAGACAUUCUUCAUAAAAACAAGAUGGAGGCCUACUACGACCGACUCACUUGGGCCUUGCGCCACAUCAAUAGAGUUGACAUCGCACUUGAGCUGAGCAAGAACAUCAACCAGGAUAAAAUUUUAAACCUGAAACGGUAUGCUGAAGGCUAUCAUGACCUUGUCAAGUCCGUACACUUCCAAGAAGCAGAACCGGAAACAGGCCAACCCAAAAGACUGAAAAGAGCGUCCGAUUUGACUCAGCGUGACCUCGAUCUUAUUGUGGAGCGACGCCCAAUGCCUGAGUACUCCAAGGGCCCUUUAGAUGUGGCACUCCCUCUUCUCUAUGGGAUCCUGUUGGGCUUCAUGGGAACCUUUCUGGCCGCCGUCUCCACACUCUACCUUGUCUUGUGUAUUUCACGUCAGAGCCAGAAGAGACGUCCACCCCGCGUUAGCUGCCUCCCUAGUUAUGAGAUAAUGAUUGAGAAUUAGUCAAGGCUAUUAUUGUGACUGGACAUGUAGGCGAUAUGCACUAAAAUACUCUACGUAGCAAAUAAAGCAGCUUCCACAUGAA